GCCGCGCUCCCCAUCCCUCGCUUCUUUCGACUGGAAAAACUUCCCGUCUUCACCUCCCCUGCUUUUGUCUGCCGGCGCGAUACAUGAUUGCUGUGUACUCGUCUUCGUGGUUCCAUUUCUUCAUUCUUUGACACCUAAUACCCUCCCUUUCUCUCUCCAUCUCCUUUGACAUCCGGGUCCCCCAAACCCUGCUCAUUCGAAAGCCUACCUGCCCAUCUAUUAAUUCUCUCACUUUCCCUUCCGUGCUAUUGUUUUCAUUGAAUUUCGGAACUUCGAUUUCAGCCUCCCUUUUUUUCCUCUUUCUGUUGCGGAACAACUUCGUCUUUGAUAUAGGGUUUACCUUUUGCCCGGCGUCUAGGCUAUGGCGUCGAAAAACGGUGCGGCCUCCUACGGCACAGGUGCUGAGUUGGAUGCUGCCGGGACGAGGAGAAGAAACGUACCUGGUGGAUCACUAGUCGGAGGCGAUAUCGUUGUGCCAGCACUGGAGGAUACUAAGAAACAGCAGAAGAUUGAUCAAGCUGGUGAUGUGGACAUCGAGGCUAUAGUAGCUCCGAUAUUCUUCACACUCUUGUCCUUCUUCACGAGGCUAUACAAGAUCGGGCAGUCUAAUAUCGUUACAUGGGAUGAAGCACACUUUGGAAAAUUUGGAUCUCAUUACCUUAAGCGCGAAUUCUACUUCGAUGUGCAUCCUCCGCUUGGAAAGAUGCUUGUGGGUCUCUCGGGUUGGAUGGCCGGGUAUAAUGGCUCUUUUGAGUUCAAGUCUGGAGAAGUUUACCCGGAAGGACUUAACUAUACCUUCAUGAGAGUCUUCAAUGCUACCUUCGGAGCUCUGUGUGUUCCUCUUGCCUACUUUACCGCCAAGGAAUUGAAACUUUCGAAGCCUGCGGUAUGGCUGGUGACUCUGAUGGUUUUGUGUGAGAACUCGUAUGCUACCAUCAGCAGGUUUAUCUUGCUCGAUUCUAUGCUUCUGUUCUUUACCUUCACUACUAUGCUUUGCUUCGCACGGUUCCACAGACUCCAAACCAAGUCUUUCUCGCCCCAGUGGUGGCUGUGGCUGGUUCUUAGCGGACUCUCAAUCGGUUGUGUCUGCAGUGUUAAAUGGGUUGGACUGUUUGUUACCGGAGUUGUUGGCCUUUACACUAUCGAGGACUUGUGGAACAAGUUCGGAGAUCUUAAGAUGCCCAAGAUUGUAUAUGCACAACAUUGGGUCGCUCGCAUUAUUGGCCUUAUUGUGAUCCCUAUGGUUGUUUACAUGUGGAGUUUCUGGAUGCACUUCGCUAUCCUCGAGAAUUCUGGCCCCGGAGAUGCCCAGAUGAGCUCUCUGUUCCAGGCUAACCUCAAAGGGACGGACCUUACCGAUAGUCCGUUGGAAAUCGCUCUUGGCUCACCGGGAAAUGUCAAUCUGCCUCAGUGGGGUUUCAAGCAGAUUGAGGUUACUUGUACCAAGAAGAAUAACCCAAGGGAUGUUUUUACCCACUGGAACGUCGAGAGCCAUUGGAAUGAAAAGCUUCCAAAUGCGGAUGUCAAGGCAUUCAGAUCGCCGUUUCUUCGUGAUUUCAUUCACUUGAAUGUUGCUAUGAUGACCUCCAACAACGCUUUGGUUCCAGAUCCCGACAAGCAAGACGACCUGGCAUCUGCUUACUGGCAAUGGCCGAUUCUUCACGUUGGGUUGAGGAUGUGCAGCUGGGAUGAUGGUAUCGUUAAAUACUUCCUUUUGGGAAACCCUAUGGUGUACUGGGGAUCGACUCUGGCACUCCCCCUAUUCUCACUUUUGGUCCUUUUAUACCUCAUCCGGUGGCAGCGUGGAUAUAACGAUCUGGAUGGCGAGGGAAUUGAUCACAUUCGCGCCGCAGGAAUAUACCCUCUUAUCGGUUGGGUCUUCCACUAUGUUCCUUUUAUCGCCAUGGCGAGAGUAACAUAUGUUCAUCAUUACUACCCUGCUCUUUAUUUUGCGAUCUUGGUAUUUGGGUUUCUUUUUAAUCAUCUCACCAAUAAGUUGCCCAAGACAGCAAAGUUGGCUGUAUAUGGUGUGGCCUAUGUGGCUAUCACCGGCGUUUUUGUGCUCUUUAUUCCAAUCUCGUUUGGUAUGACGGGCUCAUCAGAACAGUACAAGUAUUUGAAUUGGCUGCCUACCUGGAGAAUAUAAAUUUGUUAGAUUGGGGGGCUCGGGGAAAUGGUUGGCGGGUUGGCGCAUCAAAAUGUUACUAGAAAGUUAGUGUGCUAGGAAAAAAGCGGGAAAUAAUGAAAUAAAAAAGCAGCAAAAAAUAUAGUAAUUUCCUCUAUUUGUUCAUAGGUUCAAUUUCAUGUCUGUGUUUUGUUUUCGGGAAUUGGCGGGGUGUUCAGUGCUGUAUGGGUGGGUGGAUGCCACCUGUCAUGUCAUAAAAGAUUGUGUUUUGUAGCCUGUGUAA
This is a messenger RNA of Tuber melanosporum (Perigord truffle), 2408 nucleotides long. RefSeq lists its product as uncharacterized. The coding region runs from base 362 to 2146 and encodes 594 amino acids. The record is from RefSeq and is a predicted model, not a curated record. The transcript has 9 exons. NCBI's taxonomy places the organism in Eukaryota, Fungi, Ascomycota, Pezizomycetes, Pezizales, Tuberaceae. Gene Ontology annotation, biological process: protein O-linked glycosylation via mannose. Gene Ontology annotation, cellular component: membrane; endoplasmic reticulum. Gene Ontology annotation, molecular function: dolichyl-phosphate-mannose-protein mannosyltransferase activity.